CAUUGGUGGUCACGGGCAUUGUGAGCCACGACCGCCAUUUUGGACAGAUUACCCUUCUGAUCACGUGAUAUAGGAACCGGAGACGAACAUCAUUAUUUAAUAGUACUCCCUUACGCAUUGUUAAUAGCGUAGUUACUUCUUUCGUUAGCCAAACCUAAUACCGAGUGUUACUCGGUAGUUAGGUGGAAUAUUUCGAAAUACUCCGGAAUUUUCCUUGGUGACGUCACUUGAUUGACAGCCCUCAAGCUCAAACAUACGUCACGCUUGUUGAGAGACCGCCCAAUCGAAAAUGGCGUCGAGUAAGGUGUCCAAGGCAAACCAGCCACGGGCUGAGAGCUACCGCUAUGCGGUCACACCCAGUGAAAAUGACGACAAGAAGAAGUCAAAGAAGGAGAAGAAGAAGGAAAAUCUUGACGAACUCAAGCAGGAGUUGGAGAUGGAAGAACACAAGAUUCCACUUGAGGAACUUUAUGAGCGACUUGGAACAGAUCCCAAUAUGGGUCACAGUGUUGAGAAGGCAAAAGAAAUUCUCCUCAGAGAUGGUCCAAAUAUGUUAACACCGCCUAAAACAACACCGGAAUGGGUCAAAUUUUGUAAAACAUUAUUUGGUGGCUUCUCUCUCCUACUAUGGAUUGGGGCUAUUCUCUGUUACAUAGCAUAUUCCAUCCAGGCUGGAGCCAUGGAAGAUCCACCGGGUGAUAACUUAUAUCUAGGUAUAGUGCUGACGGCUGUCGUGGUUGUCACUGGAUGCUUCUCAUACUAUCAAGAGGCUAAGAGUUCCAAGAUUAUGGAUUCCUUCAAGAACAUGGUCCCACAGUUUGCUGUGGCUAUCCGAGGUGGACAGAAGCACAAUAUCCACGCAGAGGAGCUGGUCCUGGGAGACAUCAUUGAUGUCAAGUUUGGAGACAGAGUCCCUGCUGAUAUCCGUGUGAUCACAGCUCACAGCUUCAAGGUGGACAAUUCCUCCCUGACUGGAGAAUCUGAGCCCCAGACCCGUACAGCUGACUUCACCCAUGAAAACCCACUUGAAACAAGGAACUUGGCCUUCUUUUCCACCAAUGCUGUAGAAGGAGAUUGUCGUGGCAUUGUUGUUCGUACUGGUGACAAAACUGUAAUGGGGCGUAUUGCUAACCUGGCCUCUGGUCUGGAGGUUGGCGAGACUCCUAUUGCUAAGGAAAUUGCUCACUUCAUCCAUAUCAUCACUGGCGUGGCUGUGUUUCUUGGAGUCUCCUUCUUCGUCAUCGCCUUCAUCUUGGGUUACUUUUGGCUGGAUGCUGUCAUCUUCUUGAUUGGAAUCAUUGUUGCUAAUGUCCCUGAGGGUCUGCUGGCUACUGUCACAGUUUGUCUGACGCUCACAGCAAAACGUAUGGCCAGUAAGAAUUGCCUGGUGAAGAAUUUGGAGGCUGUGGAGACCCUGGGAUCUACAUCCACCAUCUGCUCAGACAAGACCGGAACCCUGACUCAGAACAGAAUGACUGUUGCCCACAUGUGGUUUGAUGGACGUAUUGUAGAGGCUGACACCAGUGAUGACCAGUCUAAUGCCACAUACAGCCGCACUGACCUCACCUGGAUGAAUCUGGCCGUUGCUAUGUUGUGUAACAGAGCAGAGUUCAAACUUGGACAAGAAGACACCCCGAUCCUUAAGAGAGAAUGUAACGGAGAUGCAUCUGAAUCUGCCCUGCUUAAGUGUGUUGAGUUGUCCAUUGGAAAUGUGACCGAGUUCCGUCGUCGCAAUAAGAAGAUCACUGAGAUUCCAUUCAACUCGACCAACAAAUACCAGGUUUCCAUCCACGAGACUGAGGAUCCCAAUGACCCACGUUAUCUGUUGGUGAUGAAGGGAGCCCCAGAGAGGAUCAUGGACAGAUGUAGCACAGUGCUUCUGAAUGGCAAGGAACAACCCAUCGAUGAUUCUUUCCGUGAGGCUUUCAAUGCUGCUUACCUUGAACUCGGAGGCUUGGGAGAGCGUGUACUUGGAUUCUGUGACUACUUCCUGCCAAUCGAUCAGUUUGCCCCAGGCUUCAGCUUCGACCCCGACGGUCCCAACUUCCCCAUCACCGGUCUGCGAUUCGUUGGCCUCAUGGCUAUGAUUGACCCUCCCCGUGCCGCUGUGCCUGAUGCUGUUGGAAAAUGUCGAAGUGCUGGAAUCAAGGUUAUUAUGGUGACUGGUGACCAUCCCAUUACUGCCAAGGCCAUUGCUAAGGGUGUGGGUAUCAUCUCAGAAGGAAGUAAGACUGUAGAAGAUAUUGCUGCUGAAAGAGGAAUUCCAGUUGAAGAGGUUGAUCCAAGAGAGGCAAAGGCUGCUGUUGUCCAUGGUGCUGACCUCCGUGACAUGACCCCAGCUCAAAUUGAUGAGAUUCUACGAAACCAUGGCGAAAUCGUGUUUGCCCGUACCUCCCCACAACAGAAACUGAUCAUUGUUGAAGGUUGUCAGCGUCAAGGAGCUAUUGUAGCUGUAACUGGUGAUGGUGUCAAUGAUUCCCCAGCCCUGAAGAAAGCUGAUAUUGGUGUUGCCAUGGGUAUUGCUGGAAGUGAUGUCAGUAAGCAAGCUGCUGACAUGAUCUUGCUGGAUGAUAACUUCGCCUCCAUUGUCACUGGUGUUGAAGAAGGUCGUUUGAUCUUUGACAACUUGAAGAAGUCUAUUGCCUACACCCUUACCUCCAACAUCCCUGAAAUCUCCCCCUUCCUGCUCUUCAUCCUGGCUGAUAUUCCCUUGCCUCUUGGAACCAUCACCAUUCUCUGCAUUGACCUGGGAACUGACAUGGUUCCUGCUAUCUCCUUGGCCUAUGAACAAGCUGAGAGUGACAUAAUGAAGAGACAGCCACGUGAUCCAGUAAAGGAUAAACUUGUAAAUGAAAGAUUGAUCAGUAUGGCCUAUGGGCAGAUUGGUAUGAUCCAAGCCUCUGCUGGGUUCUUUGUGUACUUUGUGAUCAUGGGAGAGAAUGGUUUCUGGAUGAGCAAGCUGUUGGGUAUCAGAGAGGAAUGGGACUCCGUGGGAAUCAAUGAUCUUGAAGAUUCUUACGGACAGGAAUGGACCUAUUCUCAGAGGAAACGUCUUGAGUACACCUGCCACACCGCCUUCUUUGUGUCCAUUGUGAUCGUGCAGUGGGCUGAUCUGAUCAUCUGUAAGACUAGGAGACUGUCCCUAUUCCAACAGGGAAUGAAAAACCACAGACUGACUUUUGGUAUAUUCUUUGAGACCGCCCUUGCCGCCUUCCUGACUUAUUGCCCUGGUCUGGACCAGGGUCUGCGUAUGCAGCACUUGAGGUUAUCUUGGUGGUUCCCAGCCAUGCCAUUCAGUUUGGUCAUCUUCAUAUACGAUGAAUGUAGAAAGUUCAUCUUGAGACGAAACCCUGGAGGAUUUGUAGAGAGAGAGACAUAUUAUUAAGGAUUAUUUAUCCUUAGUAAGGAUGAAUUAGGAUGACCAUAGAAUCUUCAAAUGCCAUUGGGUGGGGAUUUCGCAGGGGAAAGAACAUUGGGAAAGGGGGGAUAUUCACUUGGGUCAUUCAAAUGUGAAAGAAAGUGAUUUUAUGCUCAGGAGCAUUUUUAUGGUCUUCGCUAUGAUGUCAUGCUGCAUUUAAGUGAACUAUUACUUUGCAAGUGAUCCUGUCAUUGUUACCUGCAAAUUGGAGCUGUGUGAUUGAGAAUCAGAAACGUGAACCACCUGUUGUCCCAUGUCCGACUAAGUUUGGGAAGUGAUGCAGGCAAGAUGGCUGCCUUACUACACCAAGUCACUUUACAGCUACCACCACCGUCUUGUGUGGCUAGAUCUGCCUCUUUCAUCGUGUUUGAUGGUUCACAGCACACACACAUACUUACUCCAGAUUAGCUUGUAGCUAUAGAACCCUGCAUGGGCCAUGUCAACUGCAAGUUCAGACAGGCUUGGCAUAGGUUUAUUAUUGUUAUUACUCUUGGAUAUAAUUUAAUGGAAUGAUUUUAGAUGACAGAAUUUUAUCAUAAAUCUUUAUUGUACAAACUGUUUAAUAUUUUUUGUGCAUUUUAGUAUGUAUUUCGCCAUAUUUUUCAAGUUGUGAUUGUAGUUACAUGUGUAUGUCUGUGUCCGAGUGUCCUGGAUAUGAUAGAAUGGAUGAUAAUUGCACUUCACGUACCAACAUAUGCUUUUUUUUGUUCCCCACAUUCCAUGUUAAAAUGUGACCUUGGCCACACACCAGAAUUACUUGAUGAGGAGUAGUUCGAGGAUUCUGGACAGCCCCUUCAACCACACUUGCACGGAAAACAUGGGUCUGUCACAAGGGUGGAGUAAUCUUAUCAUUUCCUUGUCACUUUUGUCUGUAUAUCACUCAUUUUAAAAAGAAAUCUGAACAUCAAUUCAAAAGUUUGGGGAAAUAAAUCACAAUUUGUGUUUGUACUAUAGACCUUAUGCUUUAUUUCCUAUAAGAGAAUUCUGUGUUACCUGUGGAGUAGUGAAAUGUUGGGCAGUUUUCAACUGUUGUGAUGUCUGCCAGAUUGACGCCCAUGUAAACUGCUAUUGUAAAGCAUCACGCAUCCCUCCUCAAAACAGUAUAAAAUACUCAGAUACAACUACCUAACUCCCAUAAAGAGUUUGUAUCUAUUUAUCGGUUACAGUUUGAAUAUUAGUCCACACAGUUCAUGUAUUGGAUUUCAUUUAACCAAGAAUAUGGGAAUCGAUUAAUGCCAGAAUUGUAAUAAACAAAUUUGUGUCAGGAUUUAUUUUUGCUUGUCGUAAAUGACUCCUUACCAAAUAAUGCAGUUGAUGUCGCCAUGUAUCAGUAAAAUCAUGCAUGUAGAAUAUGCGACUGAAGGGUCCAUACUUGUGUUUGUUUUACAUACUUUUUCUGUUACAAGUUAUCUGGCACGGCAGUAAUGAUUGUUGAUUUUUCCUCAACUUGAGAGAGAUAUACGUAUGUUAUGACAUAUGCAAUACAAAUGAUUGUAAAUGUGUGAAGUAUGUUGCUAGCCACAUGUCAAUCCACUGUGUAGGGACGGCCCCGCCUGGAGGGCCAGCAUUGCAUUACGUUGUUACAUCUCCGUGGAAUUUUCUUUGAGGUUGAAAAAAUAAAGUCAUUUAGGCUGACAA
This is a messenger RNA of Haliotis rubra (blacklip abalone), 5056 nucleotides long. Its product is annotated as sodium/potassium-transporting ATPase subunit alpha-like. The record is from RefSeq and is a predicted model, not a curated record. Gene Ontology annotation, molecular function: ATP hydrolysis activity; P-type sodium:potassium-exchanging transporter activity; ATP binding. Gene Ontology annotation, biological process: intracellular sodium ion homeostasis; sodium ion export across plasma membrane; intracellular potassium ion homeostasis. NCBI's taxonomy places the organism in Eukaryota, Metazoa, Mollusca, Gastropoda, Lepetellida, Haliotidae. Gene Ontology annotation, cellular component: membrane.